UGUCCCAGGAGCUUAAUGGAGGAGCUGAGGAUGGAGAGCAGGGAGGAUAAAUCCCCACAGCAGAACCUCGUGGAAGAGGCUGUUUUGAGCAGCUCCACAGUACAGGAAUCCAAUGGAGAGGAAAAGUCAUGGAGAACCCACACGAGGAGGGGCUGCAAACGCAGAUCACGGGGAUCUGAGGAGGAAAGUCCCACCCAGGGCCGGGAAGGCGGCCGGAGCUCGGAGCUGGGGGUCGAUGAAGAGCUUCAGGAUGGGGAGAAGCCCCACCAGUGCUCGGAAUGUGGGAAGAGCUUCAGCAAGAGAACCUACCUGGUCUGCCAUUGGAGAAUCCACACAGAGGUGCGGCCAUACGAGUGUCCCGAGUGUGGGAAGAAUUUCAGGACGAGCUCCCACCUGACUGUCCACCAGAGGAGCCACACCGGGGAGAAGCCCUUCAAGUGUGGAGAGUGUGGGAAGAACUUCAGCAAGCGCUGCAACCUGAACUAUCACCAGCGGAUCCACACUGGAGAGAGACCCUACGAGUGUGAUAAAUGCAGGAAGAGGUUUCAGAGCAGUUCUCAUCUCCUCCAGCACCAGCCAAUUCACUCAGAUGAGAGGCCCUUCCGCUGCCCUGACUGCAGGAAGGGCUUCAAUGACAAUUCCACCCUCAUCAGGCACCGCCGCAUCCACAGCGGAGAGGGGCCUGGGGCGAGGCCGUACGUGUUUGAUCAAUGCUCGAAGGCGUUUAAGACCAGCUCCCAUCUCCUGCUGCACCUGCACACUCACACAGACGAGAGGCCCUUCCGCUGCCCCGACUGCGGGAAGGGCUUCCAGCGCAACACCCACCUCACCAGCCACCGGCGCAUCCACACCGGGGAGAUGCCCUAUGAGUGUCCCGAGUGUGGGAAGAGAUUCCGGCAAAGCUCAGCCGUGACCUACCAUCAAUGGAGGCACCACUAAGGGCAGCCCUGUGAGUGCCCUGAGUGCAGGAAGAGCUUCCUGUGCUGCUCCAGCUCCAUCCCCUAUGGGAGAUCCACCCUGGAUGAUCCCCAGUGACCCCCGGUGAUCUGUGGUGCCAGUGAUCCCUGUUGGGAAGACACCUGGCUGGGGGGCUCCACAUCCUCCUGGCUGCCUGUGGGUACCUGCACACAUCCAUGGACCAACAUCCAAAAUCCAUUUUGUAGAGCUGAUUUGUCCACUCCUGACCCCAGAAAAAAAUCACUUUUUGCCUCUUCUGGUGGCCUUAACAACACUGGAUAGCCUUGGAAGUCUUCUCCAACAUAAAUCCAUCGUUUUAAUUCUCUCUGGCCCACAGAUAUCUACCACAGCCCAAUUUGGAGGGACUGGGGCAAAACCCUCAAUAUUCCAAUUUUCAAGACAGUUGGGUGGCAACCCCUCCAAAAAAGGUUCUUCCCCCCCACCAAGCACAUGGAUGUUCUGCCAGCAGGAAUAUAUAAAUCGUUUUUUUUUUUUUUGCCUUGAAACGAAAAGGUUUCUGUUCAUUCCUUUCAAAGCCCUGAAACUGAGGUAGAAAUAAAGGCGUUGAACUAAGGCGUGCAUGGGGACAUGUGGGG
Messenger RNA from Melozone crissalis (California towhee), 1553 nucleotides. RefSeq names its product zinc finger protein 239-like. The record is from RefSeq and is a predicted model, not a curated record. The transcript is spliced from 2 exons. The coding region runs from base 16 to 939 and encodes 307 amino acids. Gene Ontology annotation, cellular component: nucleus. NCBI's taxonomy places the organism in Eukaryota, Metazoa, Chordata, Aves, Passeriformes, Passerellidae.